Molecule: messenger RNA, 321 nt
Organism: Aspergillus chevalieri
Lineage: Eukaryota; Fungi; Ascomycota; Eurotiomycetes; Eurotiales; Aspergillaceae
Exons: 1
Coding region: 1-321 (106 amino acids)
Source: RefSeq, a predicted model, not a curated record
AUGGAACAAGACUGGACUCCUAGAUUUGAGCUCGAAGGUGCUACCGUUCGUAGAAACGAGAUGAAAUUCAAAAAGCCGCUGUAUGAGGACGGCGUAGGCUCUGCUAUUUAUCUUGCCUCCAUCCGAGGAAAAGAAUUUGUGCUGAGCCUUGUAAAAUACUCCAUAUCUCUUUACGCUAUUACUGAUUAUUACCUGAAUACGGCAUAUACUUAUACAAAUGAUAGGAUGGCCUACCAUGCAAGAAAGAGUUCAAGGCCUUCAAGAGACCUAAAGCCCGGGGUCUUUGCGAAAAGGGUUAUAUCCCACAAUGUCAUGGAAUGA